Adelges cooleyi (spruce gall adelgid) is the source of this 1425-nucleotide messenger RNA. Its product is annotated as dnaJ protein homolog 1-like. Bases 240 to 1277 code for a protein of 345 amino acids. Gene Ontology annotation, biological process: negative regulation of transcription by RNA polymerase II. The transcript is spliced from 3 exons. Lineage: Eukaryota; Metazoa; Arthropoda; Insecta; Hemiptera; Adelgidae. Gene Ontology annotation, cellular component: cytosol. Gene Ontology annotation, molecular function: protein-folding chaperone binding. The record is from RefSeq and is a predicted model, not a curated record.
UGUUAAAUGACAUUAAAUUGUUCUUGAUAUUUUCUCUGGUUCAUGCUGUGAAUAUUGUUUCGAUUUUCCGUGAAAAAAAAAUUAAAAUUGUUUUCCAAACAGUAAAUUUAUACAAAUAUAACACAUUUAUCCGAUUUCAUAUAUAUAUAUAUAUAUACAUACAUUUUUUUUUCUAAUUAUUAUUAAUUAAUUCUUAAAAUAUUUUAGCUCGAUAACAUUAUAUUAUUUAUCAUUGGCAUAUGAUGGGAAAAGAUUAUUACCAAAUACUUGGAGUGUCCAAAAGUGCUUCAGAUGAAGAAAUUAAGAAGGCGUACCGAAAAUUAGCAUUAAAAUAUCAUCCGGACAAGAAUAAAGCGCCAGGAGCCGAAGAGAAAUUCAAGGAAGUAGCAGAAGCAUACGAAGUAUUAAGCGACAAAAAAAAACGAGAUAUAUACGACAAAUAUGGAGAAGAUGGUCUUAAAGGUAGUGCUGCAGGUCAAGGAAACCAGAGUAACAACUAUUCAUACACGUUUCACGGCGACCCAAGAGCCACAUUCGCACAAUUCUUUGGUUCUACUAAUCCGUUUGGCAACCUUUUUGGUAACAGUGGUUCAAUGUUUGAUGACGAAAUGGAUUUCGAUGAUGGUUUCAUUCGGAUGUCUCACGGCGGACACCACGGUGGACCAGGCGGUGCUUUUAGGUCGCAGUCGUUCAAUGUCCACGGCUCACCUAUGGGACGACCCAGAGAAAAAGUACAAGAUGCCGCCAUUGAACACGACCUUUAUGUGUCGCUAGAAGACAUAAUGAGAGGAUGUACGAAAAAAAUGAAAAUCUCUAGAAGAGUAUUACAAGGCGACGGAACUUCCAGAAAAGAAGACAAAGUGUUGACCAUCAAUGUGAAACCAGGAUGGAAGGCUGGUACGAAAAUUACGUUCCAAAAAGAAGGAGACCAAGGAAUGAAUAAAAUACCCGCAGAUAUUGUUUUUAUAAUUAGAGACAAACCUCACCCACUAUACAAACGGGAAGGAAACGAUGUUAGGUAUACUGCGUCAAUAUCUCUAAAACAAGCACUUUGUGGCACAGAAAUAGUAGUUCCUACGUUAACCGACAAAAAAAUUCCCCUGAACCUAAAAUCAGAAGUAAUAAAACCAACAACGGUAAAACGGUUACAAGGCCACGGUCUUCCGUUUCCCAAAGAACCAUCGCGCCGAGGUGACCUGUUAAUAUCGUUUGACAUUAAAUUUCCAGAAUCGCUCUCUACCUCAAUCAGAGAUAUAUUGUACGAUACUCUACCAUGAACGAUCGCUCACUCGUACGUUCGCCAUCUGCUGUCUUGCUUGAAUUUGAUGUAAUGAAAAUAAAGAUAUAUGUAAAUAUAUAUUUAUGUAUACACACAUAUAUACGUAUAAAAUAUAUGUGUGUGUAUGUAUAUCAUUUUUUGUAUAA